UUAUGAUUGUAUUUUGGGCUCUUCCUUCCCUUCCCUUCCCUUCCCUUCCCUUCUCCAAGCACAAUCCCCCUCUCCCUCUUUUUCACCUUUUCUAUCUUCCUUCUUUGCCACCUUUUAAACACCUCCUCUCUUCUCUUCUUCUCAACUCUCUCUCUCUUUCUAGCUUUUGCUAUACCCAGAUGUCUGAAGAAGGCGGCCAUGAUAGUUUUUGGUUAUGGGAUAGCCAGUCAUGGGCUUUGUCCAAUUCAGAUAAUAAUUCAGCUGGUAGUGAAGAGAAAUCAGGCAAGAACCUUCAAGAACAAGAAACUUUACGUGAUGAGGCCAAGAAGAAUAAGAGAGGCCGUGGAGGAGGAUCAGUAGGAGAGAAUGGGAAAGGAAGUGGAGAAGUGAGCGAAGGGAAAGGAGGAGGAGGUGGUGAAUCAGAUCACGAGAUGCAUAUAUGGACAGAAAGAGAGAGGAGAAAGAAGAUGAGGAACAUGUUUGCUAACCUUCAUGCUUUGCUUCCACAGCUUCCUCCUAAGGCUGACAAGUCGACCAUAGUUGAUGAAGCAGUAAACUACAUCAAAAACCUACAACAAACUCUCCAAAAGCUACAGAAACAAAAGCUGGAGAGGCUCCAAGGUGCCAUUAAUUUUGGUUGUGAGCCCUCCAUGAUGACCACCCAAAAGCAAGCUCUUGAUUCAAGGGAGGCAUUCCUGGCUGAUCACGUAUCUUCAAGUGACCUGGCCAAUAUUAGUGCAACCAAUUUUUCGAGUUCUCUCUCGGUCUCUCAGUUCCCUGUAUUAUUUCAAACAUGGACUUCCUCCAACGUUGUGCUGAACAUAUGUGGUAACGAAGCACAGAUAAGCGUUUGUUCAGCAAAGAAGCCAGGGCUCUUCACCGCUAUUUGCUAUAUUUUGGAGAAGCACAAAAUAGAGGUGAUGUCUGCGCAUAUUUCCUCAGAUUCUGAUCAGAGCAUGUUCAUGAUUCAAGCGCAAGCUGGAGGAGCUUCCAGUCAGACGUUAGAGGCCUUUCAAGCCGAAGAAAUGUUCAAACAAGCUGCAGGUGAGAUCAUGUGCUGGGUCUCUUCCUGAUCAUACCAGAAAACUUGGCCCUCAAAUAUCAUUUCUUCUUUGGGUCAAAGCUACCAUAGAUGGAGUAAAUCUAUCGCCAUUGGAAAAGAUCCAUUUUUUACCAACUAGCUAGAAAUACUCUGUUCUGUUGAAGCUUUUUAUCUGUCUGUGCUUCAAGGUAGCUUUGUUUGUUCGAAGUUGCAGCCUUUGGAUAUGAUUUCUAGCUGCCCUCCUUCCGUGGUCUGUACUCAAAGGCUGCAAUCUCCAACCUAGCUAUAUAUAAUUGUG
Molecule: messenger RNA, 1340 nt
Organism: Theobroma umbraticum
Lineage: Eukaryota; Viridiplantae; Streptophyta; Magnoliopsida; Malvales; Malvaceae
Product: transcription factor bHLH95-like
Biological process (GO): regulation of DNA-templated transcription; endosperm development
Molecular function (GO): DNA-binding transcription factor activity; protein dimerization activity
Source: RefSeq, a predicted model, not a curated record